AUGUGUGAUGCAGUGCCACAGUGUGGAACUAAGUGUUAUAACUAUACUCAGGAGCUGCCUGCGCCGCCUUCCCUACUGUUCAGGAAGCUGAGUAACCCCGACCUGUCUCCUGCUGCAGGAAAGACCAAACUGCAGCGGCAGCUCAGUCAGGAUGACACCAGAGCCCGACGUAGCAGUAUGGCUGGCAUCCUCACCGGAAAGCAGCUUCUGCCUCUGUCCAGCAGCAUGCAUGGUGGAGUGAGUCAGCUGGCCUGGCAGCAGCAUGCAGGAGAACCCAAUAACUUGGUCCGCAUGAGGAGUCAAUCCUUUGGCCAGUCUGCCCCCUCUCUCACUGCGGGACUGAAGGAGCUGAGUCUUCCCAGAAGAGGCAGUUUCUGUCGGACCAGCAACAGAAAGAGUUUGAUAGUGACAUCCAGCACCUCUCCUACUCUGCCUCGCCCCCAUUCACCACUGCACGGACACCCAGGAAGCAGCCCAUUGGACAGCCCACGUAAUUUCUCUCCAAACACUGCAGGCCACUUCUCUUUUGUGCCAGCUCGCAGCCAUGGACACAGGGCUGACAGGACGGAUGGUCGUCGCUGGUCUCUCGCCUCUCUGCCAUCCUCUGGCUAUGGAACCAACACCCCAAGCUCAACAGUCUCGUCAUCAUGUUCAUCUCAGGAAAAGCUGCACCAGUUGCCCUUCCAGCCCACUGCAGAUGAGCUGCAUUUCCUCACCAAACACUUCAGCUCGGAGAGCAUCACGGAUGAGGAUGGGAGAAGAUCUCCAGCCAUGCGGCCACGCUCCCGCAGUCUCAGCCCUGGACGCUCACCCAUAUCAUUUGACCAUGAGAUCGUCAUGAUGAACCAUGUCUACAAGGAGCGUUUCCCUAAGGCUACUGCUCAGAUGGAGGAACGGCUGGCUGAUUUCAUAUCCUCCUCAGCUCCUGACAAAGUCAUGCCUUUAGCUGAUGGCGUCCUGAGCUUCAUCCACCACCAGGUCAUAGAAUUGUCUCGGGACUGCCUGGACAAAUCCCGUGAGGGUCUCAUCACCUCCCGCUACUUCUACGAACUACAGGAGAACUUUGAGAAGCUACACCAAGAUGCUCAUGAGCGUUCAGAAAGUGGGGAGGUGACAUUUGUCACCCAGCUGGUUAAAAAGCUGAUGAUAAUCAUCGCCCGACCCGCUCGUCUGCUGGAGUGUUUGGAGUUUAAUCCAGAGGAGUUCUACCACCUGUUGGAGGCUGCUGAAGGUCAUGCUAAAGAAGGUCAGGGCAUCAAGUCUGACAUCCCUCGAUACAUUAUCAGCCAGCUGGGCCUCACCAGGGACCCCCUUGAGGAAAUGACCCAGCUGAGCAGCUAUGACAGCGGUAACCCUGAAACGCCAGAGACAGAGACAGAUUCCACAGAAAGUCGAGGAGCCACCAUACAACCACUCCAGCCUCAGCCUCAACCCAAAACUAAAACUCCACGCGAGGAAGACUUUGAGACCAUUAAACUCAUCAGUAAUGGAGUCUAUGGGGCUGUGUUUCUGGUGAGGCAUAAGGAGACCCGUCAGCGAUUUGCCAUGAAGAAGAUCAACAAGCAGAACCUGAUCCUGCGAAACCAGAUCCAGCAGGCCUUUGUGGAAAGAGAUAUCCUGACAUUUGCAGAGAACCCUUUUGUUGUCAGUAUGUUCUGUUCUUUUGAGACAAGGAGACAUCUUUGCAUGGUUAUGGAGUAUGUGGAGGGUGGAGAUUGUGCCACUUUGUUGAAGCACAUUGGGGCUCUGCCUGUGGACAUGGUACGCAUGUACUUUGCUGAGACUGUUCUAGCACUGGAAUACCUUCACAAUUAUGGCAUUGUGCACAGAGACCUCAAACCUGACAAUCUGCUGAUUACAUCAAUGGGACACAUCAAACUGACAGACUUCGGCCUGUCCAAGAUUGGUUUAAUGAGCUUAACAACCAAUCUAUAUGAGGGCCACAUUGAAAAAGAUGCCCGUGAAUUUCUGGACAAACAGGUGUGUGGUACUCCUGAAUACAUAGCUCCUGAAGUCAUUCUGAGGCAGGGCUAUGGAAAGCCAGUGGACUGGUGGGCCAUGGGAGUUAUCUUGUAUGAGUUUCUCGUGGGAUGUGCUCCCUUCUUUGGGGAUACGCCUGAGGAGCUGUUUGGACAAGUCAUCAGUGAUGAGAUAAUCUGGCCAGAAGGUGAUGAAGCUUUGCCUCCAGAUGCUCAAGAUCUCAUCUCCAAACUACUGCGGCAAAACCCUCUGGAGCGUCUGGGAACAGGGAGUGCGUUUGAGGUGAAACAGCACCGUUUUUUUACUGAUCUGGACUGGAACAGUCUCCUGAGGCAGAAGGCAGAGUUCAUUCCUCAGCUGGAGUCGGAGGAUGACACUAGCUACUUUGACACACGCUCAGAUCGGUAUCAUCACAUGGACUCGGAGGAAGAGGAUGACACAAAUGAUGAUGACCAUCUGGAGAUCCGUCAGUUCUCCUCCUGUUCACCACGAUUCAGCAAGGUGUAUAGUAGUAUGGAGCGUCUUUCCUUGCAUGAGGAGAAGCGCACUCCUCCUCCCACUAAACGCAGUCUGAGUGAAGAGGGAGGAGAGCGUAUCGACAGUCUCAGUGGCCUAAAGUCUCGAGACCGGAGCUGGCUGGUGGGCUCACCUGAGAUCCUAAGGAAGCGACUCUCUGUUUCCGAGUCAUCUCACACCGAGAGCGACUCCAGCCCGCCUCUGACCGUACGUCGCCGCUGCUGCUCGGCCAUCAUCGAAAUGCCUCGAUUCGCCAUUUCCAGCGAAGAGGAUGGUGGUGUGGGGGGCAGGAAGACCCAUGUGAGGGGACCUCGGGGGGAAGAUCUGCCUCAGGCCAUACCAGAGCUCCCUGUGGAGAGAGAGCUCAGACUGGAUGAAUCGCCAACCACACCAGGCUCCACUUCCAGACAGAUCAGCCAAUCCACACUCACACCUGGUGGUUCUAGUGAUGUGUUGGAUCGAGCUUCUCGCUACAGUGCUGAAGGAUCUGAAAACUCCACUCCUAAAGCCAUCAGUGAUUUAGCAGCUCGUAGAGCUCGCCACAGACUGCUGUCAGGAGAUACGGAGAAGCACACGUCACGCCCACUUAACAAAGUCAUCAAGUCCGCUUCAGCAACUACACUUUCACUCAUGAUCCCUGCUGAUCACCAUGGUGCCUCUCCUUUGGCCAGUCCCAUGUCCCCUCAUUCUCUCUCGUCCAACCCCUCAUCACGUGACUCCUCGCCUAGCCGAGACCUUUCCCCAGCCAUCUGCAGUGUCAAACCCGCCAUAGUCAUUCACCGAGCCGGCAAGAAAUAUGGUUUCACCCUGCGUGCCAUCAGGGUUUACAUGGGAGACACAGACAUUUAUACUGUGCACCACAUGGUCUGGCACGUGGAGGAUGGGGGACCUGCUCAUGAGGCUGGACUGAGAGAGGGAGAUCUCAUCACACAUGUUAAUGGAGAGCCUGUCCAUGGACUCGUGCACACAGACGUUGUAGAGCUCAUUCUCAAAAGUGGCAGUAAGGUGUCCAUUUCUGCUACGCCCUUUGAGAAUACAUCUAUUAAGGUUGGCCCUGCACGCAAAAUCAGCUACAAGUCCAAAAUGGCCCGGCGCAACAAAAGAACCAAAACCAGAGAAGGACAAGAUAGUAAGAAGAGAAACUCCCUGUUUCGUAAGAUCACCAAGCAAGCGACCCUUCUCCACACCAGUCGUAGCCUGUCCUCUCUGAACCGCUCAGUCUCAUCAGGUGAAAGUGUCCCAGGGUCUCCCACGCACAUGUCCCCUCGUUCACCCACGCAGGGCUGUCGUUCCACUCCUGACUCUGCCCACUCAGUUGGUGGGAACUCAUCCCAAAGUAGCUCACCUAGCUCCAGUGUGCCAAACUCUCCUGCCAGUUCUGGACAGAUCAGACCCAGCUCUUUGCAUGGUCUGGCUCCCAAACUGCAGCGCCAGUACCGCUCCCCCCGCCGGAAGUCAGCAGGCAAUAUCCCCUUAUCCCCUUUGGCACGUACACCGUCGCCCACCCCUCAAAACACCUCCCCACCGCGUUCUCCUUCGCCCCUGCCAAGCCACGCGCUCAUCACUUCUUCAAUAGGCCAGUCUUUCCCUGUCAAACUCCACUCUUCACCUCCAUUAGUAAGACAGAUAUCCCGCCCAAAGAGUGCAGACCCUCCUCGCUCUCCUCUGCUCAAACGUGUCCAAUCAGCUGAGAAGCUCGCAGCCUCUCUUUCUUCUUCAUCCUCGUCUCCUUCUCCAUCCUCUACUGCUGAUAAAAAGCUACCAGUUGGUGCCAGCCGCAAACACAGUCUUGAUACCUCACAUUCAGAUUUUAAAAAAGAGAUGAUGCAGCGAGACCCCAGUCUACAGAGCCUGCAGGAGUCAGCCAGUGAGACUCUAAUGGGAGGAAGAGUGUCUCCUGCAGAAAAGGGCAGCCUGCAGAAAAGUUCAGUUCGUAAACUGGGCAGGCAAGAAGGUCCUGAGUCUGGAACUGGAACUCUGGGACUUGUUCCUGGAAAGAGUAAACUGAAAGACAAGCUGUCUGCCAUACGCCAGGAUCGAGCUGAGCGCCGCGAGUCUCUUCAAAAGCAGGAUGCCAUCCACGAGGUGGACUCCUCAGAGGAUGAGACAGACGAAGGGUCGGAAGAUAGCCAAGAUGGACGCAGGACAAGCUAUGUUCCUCCUAGCCAUGUCUUGAGGCCUACAACUGUAAUGGCCUCUCCCCAUACCAUCAGGAUGGGUCCAGCAGCUCCACCGACACUGGGACUGACGUCCUCAAUGGUUGCACCCCCAGGCUUACCUCAGCCCAGCCGAGGACUGCAGAUACAAAGCCAAAGUACCACUCAGUCUCAGACACAAACUUCAACCUCACCGUCAAUGCAAGCUGCAGCCAAGCCCCCAGAACAGAAUCCUACAACCUCUAUUAUGGCCCAAGACUCCAGUUCAACACUAGCUGAAGAGUCGAAAAAGAAAGACUUAAAGGCACAGGACUCUCAAUCCAGUGUUAGGCCUUCUCCACCUCAACCCAGCCCUCUGUCCAGCACCUUUUCCACCCAUGGUAGCGCCUUUACCUCUGUCAGCAAAGACCCAUUCAUCAAACCCACCACACCUCCGUUGGAUCCCCGGAGGACCCCCAAAACUUCUGAGCCCAGGUCCAAAACCAGUGGUAAAAUGGAUCCUAGCACUGCUUCUGGAGUGACGAGGGAUAUCCCUGUUGCUACCACACCAACCGGAGGCAUCACAAAGGAGAUGAAGGAGGCUGACAACCGCAGACAGGCUGCAGCUGCCUCUCCAUCCACUGCCUCUGAGAGCGGAAUGGACAAAGUUGUGUCUCAACUGGCCACAGUGGCUAAGAGUGUGCUUGGCCCGGUCAAACUCAACAUCCCAGGUACUAAAGAGGCCUCAGAGUGGACAAAGGACCAGCAUCCCCAGACAGAUCCCACCCACCCGAAAAUAAAAGAAUGUCGCCUGGAACGUCCUGAUUCUCCUGACUCUUUGAGUCCGUCUGCUGCUUCUGGCUCCCAGUCUCCACGGCUGACUGAAUCUCCCUCUAAACAAACGUCAUCCAAAUCUGAGCCAGCCUCAACUUCUCAGAGAUCUUUGGAGGUCCAAGGGACUUCCAAAAGGCCAACUGCUCCAAACUCCCAAGCCGGGGAAGAACAUCAGGAGAGACCAGGGACUCCGCGAAGUGGCACCACACCAAGGCCAAAGUCUGAAGCACAAUCUCAGGCCCAGGCAAAGUCUAGUUCUACUAUUUCACGAGACAAAUCCAACAAGACGACGUAGCAGCCUUGCAGAAAGACCCAUUUUCUCCAGCUUUAAUUUAAAUUGCCUAUGACUGACAAAUACACACUGUAACACAAGGCAGUUGUCCUGUUUAAUGUCAGUAUUCAUAUGAAAAGAUUGUGGAAAGAUAAGACCGAGGAAGAGAUGGAGGUGUUUACAGAUGAGCCCAACGGCUUUAUUUCAAAAUGUUUUAUGCUUUGCCAUUCACUAAAUAAUUGAAGCUUUUGCUUCGAAUUGUUUUGCUUUUCUUGUUCCUCCUUUUAAAGUAUUUUUCUCAGCAGCUAGAAAACCUAGACAAAUGCUUGGGUCUGCGCCCCCUGAGAGACAGAAACCAUGUCCACUUACAGUAUAUUACCUCUUCAUAUUAUCCUUAUAUUACUUUAAGAAUCUUCUCUUGUAGUAGGUAUAGUUGUGCCUUAAAGCAACAUCUCAACAUUUCACGCAUUUCUUUCAGCCUGUUCUUCUUUAUAGGAAGACAUAUUGCAGCAAUAAGAGUAGCGUAUCCCGAGCAAUUUUCACAAACACACAAAGUUUAUUUCAUCACACCUGUAGUAUAAAGAAUAAGUAAUAUAAAGAGAAACCAAACUGUGUUUUCCUUCUUUUCUCACUUGCACUUGUUUCAGCUUUUAAUUGUGUCGAACAGCUGUGUGAUGUAUGUCUAUGAAAAUUCAACUUGAGAUUUUCCCUAUGGCACAGCCGUCACUAAUGUAAUGUGUAUAUGGUAGCUGAAAUUUGGAUGUAUAAUGCAGAAGAAUGGUGGCCAAUAAUUGCAUGAAUUACAUCCAAUCAGAAUUAAAGAUGUUAUUAGAAAUGAUUUGUAAUUACUCUGUAUAAUAAAUCAUGUGAUCUUUGGCCAUCAUUCACAUCCCACUAAAGUUAUGUCAAGCUACAUAGCUUAGCUAAAGACAUUACUAGUAACUUGCACAUCAUUAUGUCUAGACCGUGUUUGGUUUUGACUCUGUUCAAGCGGACCAUUUUAUUUCUUCUUCAGCUUGCCUGUUUUAUUUUCUCUUUCUCUUUUAAUAUCUGGACCAAUUAGCUGUUGUCUCUGUAUAUUUGUUUGCUUUUUUUGUUUGUUUUGGCAGACUUGUAUCUGGAGUUUGUGUGUGUGCCUGUGUACAGAAGCAUGUUUGAGUGUGUUUGUGUGGGUUCUUAUAUAAUGUAUAUUUUUAAAAAAGUCUGUUAUUUGUUAGUUUUAUGCCCUAAACAAUGGGAGUGUGUUUUUGAUUGGUGUCAUAUCUUUGCCAUAUCAGCUCUGUCUGAUUCAGCCCUUUGUCAUAUACCGGGCAAAGAUGUAUUUGCACAAACCCUUUUUAUUUUGUGUGUCAAUAAUAUGAAAACCAAUAAAUACAGUAUCCAAUUAGAUCCCAGACUUGGUUGGGGUCUUGAGGGGUUUGACCAGUAAGUGAGACUGUGGUACGUUGUCAUAUUAUCUUGACAUAACAAUGUGUUAACACCAUAAUGUAUUUAAAGGUUAACCUGUGGAACUUUGAAUGUUUUAACCACAUUUUACAUUUAUAAUCAAAACGAGUUGUCUGUAUUGUGUUUCCACGCAGUUUACCACUUCAUUUAUUCUCAUUGUUCAAAUUUCAACACUUGCCUGGUAUAAAGGUCUAGGUGCUCACAGCAAGUCAAUCUCUUUCCAACACACUCCUGCCCUACUUUUGGCCCUGCCCAUAUGGAAAAUGAAACUGUUUUUAGUUGGUCUUUAUAACCGAUUGUGAUUGGAGUCACAUGAUGAUGGUAUGUACAGUUAUGCUAUACCCUUAUUCAUGUUUUGUCCAUAUGAAAUGUGAAUGGAUAUCUUGCACAUUUACGCUUCUUUAAGGAAUGGAGCUGUUGAUCGCAUUGCAGCUUGAAGCUCAAUUCCUGACGAACCUAAUUAACCAGAGCACCAUGAUCAGUGAAAAAAUGCACUUGUAACGAGAAUGGCAUGUGGAUGAAGUUGGAAAUGCAUCUGUGGGCAGUCAGGUUUAAUAGAGUAUUUUUCCUGUUGCGUCUAGAGAACACUUAUCAAUCCUACACACUAGUGGCAAAGCUAUAAAUUCACAGUUAUUAAAAAAAAGACCAAGGCUUCAACUGAAUCCCACUCCAAAGUUAUCAUUCUCAUACCCAAACUGGAAUCUCCAUUUAAACUAAAUUUGAAGGGCUUAUAGAAACUCCCCUUGAAUGUUUACAUGUGCUUUGAGAGAUCAUUUGUAAACAGCACACUAGUGCAUUAUGUCUAAAUAAUGUGUCAUGUGUAGUGUGAGUGCUCAGGCACAUUUUGUAGCUUAGAUGAUGGUAGACCACUAGUGAUUUCCUUUCUGGCUGCAUUGCAUUUGAGAUUUUACAGGGUGUAAAGACAUUAUGAAACUGUCGCAUUCACUCAAGCCUAGUACUUAGUUUUUCACUAUUUUUUUUACAUGUAGUCUCUGAUGACCUGCUUCACAUUCUACCCAUUGUGCUUUUAACAAAAAAAGGAAAACAAUUUUCUAAAUUAUGUGUGUAAAUGUGUGAAAUUCAUCUCUUUCUAAAGUCGUGAGCUGCUGUGGGCUGUGAAAGUGAGCGCUAACUGCCUUCUCAUGUACGUAAUUGGGAUGAUGAUGAUGGUUGGGCUAUUUGUUGAGGUGAAGUCGGGUGUCAGAAUGCCUGCGGUGGUCAUCCAUCAAUGUCCUGCAGCCACAUGCCACCAUGCACGCACUAGUGAAAUGUAAUCUCACACACCGUCUAGAGCAAAUUUACCCGCCACCUCUCACCUGUGGUAUAGCUUGGCUUUUUAUGAAUGAAAAACCUUUGGAGCACACAUACACACACUACUUACAUAUGCCUACCAUAAACACACACAUAGAGUCUAUGUCCAACCUCUGCCCUCUUCUAAUGUCUGUAUGUGUUUGACCCAAAUGGCAGCACAGAUGAGAUGGUUUACUUUUAUGUAAAUAUUUUUAAGUCUGGUGUUCUGAGUGUCUUUAAUAUGAAAAGAAUUGA
Molecule: messenger RNA, 8727 nt
Organism: Sinocyclocheilus rhinocerous
Lineage: Eukaryota; Metazoa; Chordata; Actinopteri; Cypriniformes; Cyprinidae
Product: microtubule-associated serine/threonine-protein kinase 2-like
Exons: 30
Coding region: 1-5760 (1919 amino acids)
Biological process (GO): cytoskeleton organization; intracellular signal transduction; peptidyl-serine phosphorylation
Cellular component (GO): microtubule cytoskeleton
Molecular function (GO): protein serine/threonine kinase activity; ATP binding; protein binding
Source: RefSeq, a predicted model, not a curated record